Sclerotinia trifoliorum is the source of this 3763-nucleotide messenger RNA. Lineage: Eukaryota; Fungi; Ascomycota; Leotiomycetes; Helotiales; Sclerotiniaceae. The record is from the annotation of a GenBank genome assembly.
CCUACCUCCUACCUUCCAUAUGAACGAACAAGAGAGAGAAAAGAGAGCAUCGAUAAGUUGAAAUAUCACAAUACCCCAAUACCCGAAUACCACAAUGCCACCUUGAAUCAUUAAAUCUACCUACUCGCGCGCUACUUACUUACAUUCACACCUUUCAAGAUCGAAAAUAAAGGAUCCACACAUCCUCAUUUUGUUUCCCCGUCUAAUAAACAUCCCUGGAGAACCUCUUUCGCACCAUCCAACCCCGUCGUCAUCUUAUUAUUAUUAGUCCCGAAAUUUAAACAUUUCGCUUUUCUAACCUUAUCUUCCACCACCUACCUACCUUACCUACCUACUGUUAACUUGAGGGAGGCACCGACUGAGAAAAUUAUCACCCAAGGUCUGCCAUCAUCGAUCAUCAUCAUUGCCAUCAUCGCCGUCGCUCCCCAAGAGAUUAAUUAUUUCAAUGUGUCUCUCGCUUUGAUAUGAAACCAUCGCAAGCUAAUUAAUUCUUUUCCUUGUCUUUAGCUACCCCCCUUGCUCUGGCUGUAGUAUGGCCCCUUCCUUUCUGAAGGACCUUAAGAGGCGCUCCAAGCCCGUCGCAAAAACAACCGAUUCCAGCACUGGAGAAUCGAGUGCCAGUAAUGCAAGCACUGGCAGUGGCCUUCGAAGCAACACAUUCACUUCGAGUAAAUCGCAAAUCUCCUUGAAUUCUUCUUAUGGCGCUACAACACCGCCAACAAUGCCAAGUUCACAAUCCUCAUCCACCCUCAACGGCAUGGGAGUAACUCGGCCAGCUGUUUCGACGACGGGAUCAAACAGACACAGUGUAUCUGGAAUGUCGGGCUUAGGAUCUCCUUCUUCAAAAUCGGCUUUGCCUGUCUCACCAUAUUCACCGCGAAUUUUGUCCAUCACGGACAAUACAUGGGUCAGCUAUCCCGCAAGCCGCAGAACUGGGCAGAGCUAACACACUUUGACUAGGUAUAUCAAAAGGUCUUGUCGAUAUAUGGCACAAUAUCAGAUCCCUCAGAAGUACAGAUAGACGGGACCCUCACAGCUACUCGUCUAGACGAUGGAUUUCCUCCGACAUACUGGCCUGUUUCCGAGUCGCACUUCAAGGCACUUGUCUACCUUACCCCCGGCCCCAAUCGAUUAAGAUUCGAUUUUACAUCGCCAAAGCUUGCGAACAGCAACUCUCCUAACCCCAUACACUCCUCCUACCUCACUCUCCACAUGCUGCCAACUCUUACAAAUCCCCCGCUUCAAUUGGUUAUACUACUCGGGAAAGAUUCUCCUGGAACAUAUGAUGCCGUACCCUCGCGCAUCGAGAGGGAGGGCAAUGGCUUAGAUACUGCUAUACGAAAGUUCAGAAUGGCAGCUUAUCUGUACGUGUAUCUCUUCCCCAUAUAAACUUCUACUUCAUGGUGGCAAGUAGCCAGGUGCGGUUAUUGCUAGAAUUAGCAGCCAGCGCAUUUUUUUCACUCAGUGUCCAUUGGAAACAGGGUUUGUUUCCCCGAGGUUCUGGAAAUCGACAAAGUGUCAUAUCCUCCUAGAUCGGCUCCUGCUUCUUCUUCAUAUCAAAAUAUCCUUUGGCUGAGAGAAUGAACUAACGAUUACCAGUUGGCAGGCAUUUACUGCCGAACAGAUGUUUCGAAAUAAGCUUGGUCGGAGGACAUUUAGGUUUGAAGAGGAGUGGAUUACAGGUACUUCGAACUACAGAGACCGUGAGAUGGGGACCAUGAGAAGUGAAGCAAAAGUCCAUGUUAUCCGAAGCUCGAAAACUGUUGCGGAACUUCGACAUCUCGAUGUUGCCCAGCAGAACGAAAAUGGCACCCGCCGCGGGGAUUUAUUUGCCUUCGCUAGUGAGGAUGUCAAAAAUUACUUUAAGCCUAAGCCAGGUCAGAAACAGUAUGUGACGGUUCUUCUCCUGGACGCUCAUUGGGAGAAGCGGCACAAUAUGAUCACCGGUCAUGCCGCCCUUGGAGGUGGGGGUGGAGAGCUUCAGCUAGCUAUUUUCGGUAGCCAGGCAUUACAAAGUUAUCCAUCUAUGCUAGAAGAAGUUGUGCCGGCAUUUUCUGAUUGUACAGUCACGGACACCAAUUUUGUAGCGAAUGACUGUAAUGAAUCUGGCAGCAACUGGGAAGCUGCAAACAUUGGGAUAGGCGCUCACCUACAUGAAGUGGGCCAUUUGUUUGGAUGCCCUCAUCAGGAGAAUGGGGUAAUGCUUCGGGAUUACGUUACGUUGAACCGGUCUUUUACCACUAGGGAACCUUAUUCGACACGUACAAAAUCGAAGGGCGGGCUGGUUUUACCCAGAGACGAGUGCACAUGGCAUAGGCUGGACACUCUGCGUUUCAGAAGCCACCCGUCGUUCGCACUCCCUACUGACCCUCCACGAGUUAGCGAUGACUCCAUCCAAGUAUGGCCUGUAGAUAAUGGAAGUGUGAUCGUUACAGCGACAUCAGGGGUAGCUUUCCUCGAAAUAUUUACCGAGGGCGACGAUCUUUGUCGUAACUGGCAGGAGUUCGGAGACGGAAAUGGCAAUGGGCCUAUCCAACGACAGAUUACUCUGACGGAGCAAGAUCUAAGAAAUCAACUACCUGAGGACCGCCGGAAAUCGAGGCUGAAGCUUUCUGUGAAGUCAUUCGGCGGUGGUAGCCAGGAGGUUGGAGAUUUCGCCCAGCUAGUCUCCAAAGCCAGCAAGCUGAAGUUAAAGAAUGGACAAAUGGCUUUCAGAAGCAGUAAAUUGGGCGCGUCACAGAUGGAUGGCACCCAGCCGCAGGAAGUCAUAUUUGAUAGUUCAAUUUAUCAAACGAAACUGAUGAUACAAGUGAGGGUGUAAGUGUAUUGCUUCGAAACAGCCGAAAGGGUCAUACCGGGUCGCUGUUUUCCUCAUUUCCAAGAUGAUUCAUCCAAGUACGAUUACUGACAAGUCCUUUAGUUGGGCGGGCUUUGCGCUCGACGGUAUAGAGUUUAUUUACGAGGAUGCAACCUCGCAACUCUUUGGCAAGAAGGGUGGAUCGGCUGCAGAUUUUAGUCUCGGUAUAUACUAGGCUCAUCACAUAUCACGUCUCAAGUACUAAUAGUAUCAUAGAUACACGUCGAGGAGAGUAUAUUACCGGGUUCUAUGUCAGAAGUGGGUUGUGGUUGGACGGUAUUGCAAUUAUGACUAGUCUAGGGAGGAAGUCCCAGGUUUUUGGAAACCCUGUUGGCGGUUCUGGGUUAGUAUUUUCCCCACAUUGGGAUGCAUCAAGUGAGGUGUUGCGAACUUCACGACAGCUAGCUUAUUCCUUCUGGUUAUCCUUGUGCAUUCUCACUGAUACUCUCCAGGCAUACUUUGAUACCCCCGAGAGGAUACACCAUUGCAGGCGUUUCAGGAUCAUGCGCAGCAUGGAUUGAUGGAUUUGGCAUUAUUCUUACACGGUAAAGGUCUAAAGGCUAUUGCUGGAAGAUGGUAAUAGUACACAUUAAUAUUGUAUAAUUUGGCUUGGGACGACAUGAUUCGAAUGAUUUUUACAAAUUACCGUUAUCCCACGAUAUCACUUUCUCAUGGCGGCUAGCAACAAUACCUUGGUAAAUGCACGAGUGCAUAUGGCGUACGGGGGUGCAUAUCUACGGAGGUGGUUUAGAAUAAAUGACAGACUUUAGUCCUGAAGACCUUUUCAACUGAGAAUCAUUGUUAAAUGUGACUGUGAGCUGGACUGAAUAUCAUUGAGGCUUUCUAAAGGCCCUUGAUGAAGAAGCCGCUUGUAUUACGAAGCACAUAUAUGAGGACCAAAACUAA